Molecule: messenger RNA, 2961 nt
Organism: Asparagus officinalis (garden asparagus)
Lineage: Eukaryota; Viridiplantae; Streptophyta; Magnoliopsida; Asparagales; Asparagaceae
Product: V-type proton ATPase subunit a2-like
Exons: 18
Coding region: 176-2632 (818 amino acids)
Biological process (GO): vacuolar acidification; proton transmembrane transport
Cellular component (GO): vacuolar proton-transporting V-type ATPase, V0 domain; vacuolar proton-transporting V-type ATPase complex
Molecular function (GO): ATPase binding; proton-transporting ATPase activity, rotational mechanism
Source: RefSeq, a predicted model, not a curated record
GGCCCGUAUUAUUAUCAGCCUUUUCGGGGACAAGAGAAGGGGAUCAAAUCGCCGAUAAGAGCCCCUGACAUCAAUCGGGGCUUUUUUCGACCAAGAGAAACCCUAACCCUAGAUUUGUUUUCCCGUCCAAUUUCGAUCUUUGGGAGAGAAAGGAGAAGAGAAAGAAUCGGAGGCGAUGGGGGAUCAUCACAGCGGCUGCUGCCCGUCAAUGGAUCUGAUGCGAUCCGAGGCGAUGCAGCUCGUUCAGGUCAUCAUCCCGAUGGAGUCCGCUCAUCUCACCGUCUCCUACCUCGGCGAGCUCGGCCUCCUGCAGUUCAAAGAUCUUAAUGCAGAUAAGAGUCCGUUCCAGCGAACAUAUGCUGCCCAGAUUAAAAGGUGUGGGGAGAUGGCACGAAAACUUCGUUUCUUUAAAGAAAAAAUGACAAAGGCAGGUAUAUCACCUUCAGCAACGACCAUAGAAAGAAACCAUAUAGAUCUCGAUGACCUGGAGAUAAGGCUUGGUGAACUGGAAGCUGAGCUGAUUGAAGUUAAUGCCAAUACUGAAAAGCUGCAAAGAACUUAUAACGAGCUGUUGGAGUAUAUGCUUGUUCUACGAAAGGCUGGUGAAUUUUUUCACUUAGCUCAAAAUGAUGCCACUGCCCAACAGAGAGAAAUUGAAGCUCGCCAAGUAGGGGAUGGUCUUGAAAGUCCUUUGCUGUUGGAGCAAGAAAUGCUAACUGAUCCGUCAAAACAAGUAAAGCUUGGUUUUGUUAGCGGCCUUGUAUCGAAAGCAAAGUCCAUGGCUUUUGAAAGAAUUCUGUUCCGUGCUACUCGGGGUAACAUAUUCCUUAAACAGUCUGUUGUUGAUGAACCUGUCACAGAUCCAGUUUCUGGAGAGAAGGUGGCAAAAAAUGUGUUUGUAAUAUUUUAUUCUGGAGAAAGAGCAAAAUCCAAGAUUCUGAAGAUAUGUGAAGCUUUUGGAGCAAACCGUUACCCAUUUACGGAGGAUCUAGGCAAGCAAAUGCAGAUGAUUGAUGAGGUGUCUGGAAAAAUUUUGGAGCUAAAGACAACUAUAGACAUUGGAUUGGUUCAUCGUAAUAAUCUACUGAAGAAUAUUAGCUACCAGUUUGAGCAGUGGAAUACUUUGGUGAGGAAGGAGAAGUCUGUGUACCACACUUUGAACAUGCUCAGCCUUGAUGUUACGAAAAAAUGUUUAGUCGCUGAAGGCUGGAGCCCUGUUUUUGCUACUAACCAGAUUCAGGAUGCAUUACAACGGUCUACUUUUGAUAGCAAAUCCCAAGUUGGGUCCAUUUUCCAAGUUUUGCAUACUACAGAACUGCCCCCCACGUAUUUCAGGACAAACAAAUUUACUACAGCGUUCCAGGAAAUUGUGGAUGCAUAUGGGAUUGCCAGAUAUCAAGAAGCAAAUCCUGGCGUAUACACUAUUGUCACAUUUCCAUUUCUGUUUGCAGUCAUGUUUGGUGACUGGGGUCAUGGUUUGUGCUUGUUGGCUGCUACACUAUAUUUCAUAUUCCGAGAAAAGAAACUAUCUUCUGAGAAACUUGGGGAUAUCAUGGAGAUGACGUUUGGUGGUCGGUAUGUAAUUAUGAUGAUGGCAGUUUUCUCAAUAUAUACUGGGUUUAUCUACAAUGAGUUCUUUUCUGUUCCUUUUGAGAUUUUUGGGCCGUCUGCCUAUGCAUGCCGUGAUGCUUCCUGCAGAGAUGCUACUACAGCAGGGUUAAUCAAGGUGAGGCCUGCAUAUCCGUUUGGUGUGGACCCGAAAUGGUAUGGCAGCCGAAGUGAAUUGCCGUUCCUGAACUCAUUGAAGAUGAAAAUGUCCAUCCUUAUUGGUGUUGCACAAAUGAACCUUGGCAUCUUCUUAAGUUAUUAUAAUGCCAAAUUCUUCAGGAACAGUAUUAACGUCUGGCACCAGUUUAUUCCUCAGUUGAUCUUUUUGAACAGCCUGUUUGGUUACCUGUCACUACUCAUCAUAGUGAAAUGGUGCACUGGUUCAAAAGCUGAUCUUUAUCAUGUAAUGAUAUACAUGUUCCUUAGCCCAACUGAUGAUCUUGGUGAAAACCAGCUGUUUCCUUAUCAGAAACCACUGCAGCUCACAUUACUAUUGCUUGCACUCAUUUCUGUUCCAUGGAUGUUACUUCCGAAGCCUUUUCUCCUAAAGAAGCAACAUGAAGAAAGACACCAGGGUCAAUCCUAUGCCCUUCUUCACAGUACUGAUGUCGAUGUACUCGAGGAGCAAGAUCAUGGUUCACAUGAUCAUGAAGAGUUUGAAUUUAGUGAAGUUUUUGUCCACCAGCUCAUUCACACCAUUGAGUUUGUCCUGGGAGCAGUUUCAAAUACUGCCUCCUAUCUUCGUCUGUGGGCUCUAAGUCUUGCUCACUCAGAAUUGUCAACUGUGUUUUAUGAGAAGGUUCUUCUUCUUGCUUGGGGGUACAGCAAUAUAUUUAUUCUCAUUAUCGGUGCAAUCGUGUUCAUCUUUGCCACUGUUGGUGUUCUGCUUGUCAUGGAAACUCUCAGUGCCUUCUUACAUGCUUUGAGGCUUCACUGGGUGGAGUUUCAGAACAAGUUUUAUGAGGGAGAUGGAUACAAGUUUGCGCCCUUUUCAUUUGCAUUGCUCGCCGAUGAAGAGGAAUAAGUAGUAAUUGGUUAGAUAUUUCUUCUCAAAUUCUUGAUUUAUUUGUACUUAUAAUGGAGCGUUGCUUCAAGCUGCAUGGUGGGUGAGAAAAGUGAAAAUAAAGUCGCUGAAAAGAUCCCUGAUCGAUCUUUUUCUCCAUCGGUGUCAGGGAGUUCUAUGCCUGUAUUAGGCUGUGACCCACAUUAAGUGUAUGAUGAUAUAGUAUAAGACCAAAAAAAAAUAUUUAAUUAAGAAGGGUCAAUUUGAAAUAAUAAAUUCAUGUAGUUCAUGACCUUAUAUUACCAGUAUUAUGUUGUUGUUAUUGCAAGUUCCCCCUUUUAUUUGUGUGA